Messenger RNA from Vitrella brassicaformis, 2460 nucleotides. NCBI's taxonomy places the organism in Eukaryota, Vitrellaceae. The record is from the annotation of a GenBank genome assembly.
GCCUGAAAGAAUGAAUGCGUCCAUCCAUCCACCCAAUCUGUCCCAAUCAAUCAAGGAAGCCAUAGAUACACAUAUCUCUCCAAUCUCGCCCGCCCAUUGGCAACCAAACCACAAACACGCCAGUCGGACCUAUACCACCGACGCACACUGUCAUGUCUCUCUCUGCCGUCCGUCGCUCAAUUCGUUUCCGCCUUCCUUCAGCUGCUUGCAUCAAGAUAGGACGGCGCGUCGAAAAGCCUGUCAUAGCUGAAUUUGUCAGCCUUGCUCUGCACACCCGGGGCCCUUUCAGCGGCUCCCGACACGUCAAAGCCCUCUGUGGCCGAUAGCACUGGCGCGCUCCCUCUCUCUGCGGGGCGGGCAUCCUCCCCCAGGGAGAUAUUCUCUUGCUGGCCGGGGCCGAGGAACUCUCCUGGCCUGCAAGUGCCUGCUCGGCGAACAAGGGCUGUGUAUCGGUCGUCACGUCCUCUGCUGCCCUGUCCUUGUCAACACUCUCUGGUGCCUUUCUGGGAUUCUCGCCGCGCAUCGUGGUCGACGGCAGAUGCACGCUGCCUGAGAGCUCAUGUGUGUCUGAUGAGUUGUUGAGAAAGCUCAGGCCGCCGCCGAAAUCCGUCGACGCAUUGCUGGAGAGGAUGCUGCCGAGGUCAUCCACUGUGCCGUGAGCCAUGCGGCCCCGCAAAGGAACCGAAUCAAGGCCAAUUGGGGAGUGGACGGCAAAGGAUGGCUUGAUGUCUCGGUGGCUCGUCAAGUGGGGAAUGGGCAGCGAGAAAUUGGCCGAGUGGAUGCCGAAUGAGGAUGAGAAAUUGGAGGAGCAGUUGCUGUCGAAGAGGGGGUGCGGGUGGUAGGGGUGGUACGCCGGGUGUGUGGCGGUGUGGUGGACGUGGUGCAUCUUGAAGGCCGAUGGCGGCUGAGGGAUGAACUCGGGCAGGGAGCCGUUGGUCGGAUGCACUCUGGCGCCGUCGAAGCCCUCGCUGGGCCGCAGGUAGGCCCCGAAGUCCCGCUUGGAGAUUGCAUUCUUGCCCUGAUGAUGAUAACAAGAUCAAGGGGCCAUGUCUUUUGGCUAUCUAGCAGGCAGUGUGCUGUGGAUGCUCACCCCAGACAUGAGGUACUCCCAGGCGAGCUCUGCGCGGUUGCUUGACUUGUCUUUGUUGUUGUAAACAUCGAGCUUCCUGAAGUACUCCAUGAACAGCUGCAGCCAGAAACAUAAGUAUGAGCUCUGGACACGUGCUGUGAGUGGAGAGUGCUUACGUCCCGUGUCAGCUCUCUGUCAGGGCGGAGGCCGUGAAGCACCUGCACAACCACAAUACGCAGAAGAGUGCGUGCCGUGUGUGUGCAUGUGUGUCAUGUCACCGACUUUGGGUGCGAGUUUGGUUGUGGGCUCGGGUUCUUUGAUGACGCCGUCAUAGUCCUUGAGCUCAGGCGGGGGCUGGUUGAGGAUGAUGGUCCAGAUGAAGGUGUCCAUAGGAAGGCUCUCCAUGUACUUGGUGAACUUGCUCAUCGUGCAGCCUGAAUGCAGAGACAUCAAAUGCAUCCAUCUCGUUUGCCCAUCCCAUUCGUGUGUCCCCCCUGCCGACCGCAUAUGUGCCCCUGCUCUUGAAAACACAUGCCAAACUUGUCCCGGGUCAUCUCGUUGGGCUGUAUCCAUACAAAGGAGGCAGGCCACCCGUUCCGAUGCCUCUGUGUCUCUGCUUGGCUUGCAUUGCCCCCAUUACUGACCGCAAUGAAGAGCCCCUGCAGGGCAUCGAGGCGAGUGGGGCAUUUAUCCGACAAGGCCAGCAGCGCCUCAGCAAGGCACUGCACAAAGCCAACCAGAAAGAGGAUGGAGACCCCUCUUUGUUUUGGGACCUAUACCUUCUUGUGUACGACGUGGCUUUCCCGUCUUCUGGCUGCGUGGUACAGCAGCUCCCACCGCGGGCGGCUCUCGAGGGUCACCUUGAGCUCAUCCCAUGCAGAGGGGUCCCGCUGCCCCUCAAUCGACGCUGACUUCUCCGUCACAAACGAGAACGGAUUGUCUCCAUCUGCAGACGACAGCCAGAAUAGGAUAUCCGUACAGUUGGCAGGUGCACCGUGCAACGCACAUGCUGCCCACCUUUGCUGUUCAGGAUGCGUCGGCCGCCCUUGAUUGCGAUGAGCUUUGUGAGGUUGCCGGCCUUGAUGGGCACGUCGAGCCGCAGCCGCAGCGCCUUUGUCUUCUUGGUGAGUGCUCCAGCUGGGUCUGCAAUAGUGUCGAGGCGGGAGAAGGCUCGCAGGGAGCCCUCAGUGAGUCUCAAGGCAAAGAGGAGAAGGAAUACAGGAUGCAUCGUGGCGGAAAAGGGAUGGCAGAGGAUCGGGAGGCGAGGGGAGGAAUGGCAGGCUUGGAAUGUCCCGCGGCAAGUUGAGCAGCUUUCAGGAUCUGCCGCCCCAAUCACAACAGAUGGAGUGGAUGAAAGGAAAACGGAUGGCGACCGUGACGGACAGACACCC